Messenger RNA from Lathyrus sativus (Indian pea), 1233 nucleotides. The record is from the annotation of a GenBank genome assembly. NCBI's taxonomy places the organism in Eukaryota, Viridiplantae, Streptophyta, Magnoliopsida, Fabales, Fabaceae.
AUGUUAGAAAAAAUGAAGGUUUCAAAUAAUCAAAACCAAUCAAACUAUGUACCAAAGAUUUUCAAUGUUCAGCUUCACUUUAUUAAUUUUCUCACCUAUGUUCUAGUAUUGACCUUUGGUUUAACACUUGGGAUAAUUUUGAGUUUCUAUCUUAAAGAGUGUAGUUUUAGUUUACAAUUCACUCAGUUAUCGCUUUCUUCUAUACCGAAAACACCGUCGUUGCCACCGCCGAUUGCGGUGAAACAAGAACGUAUAGGAUUGAAGGAGUUUCUUAAGGUUCCUCCAGUUAUGCAUGAUAUGGAUGAGGAAGAAUUGUUAUGGAGAGGUUCUAUGACAUCGAAGAUAUCUGAAUAUCCUUUCGAUCGAGUUCCGAAAGUUGCUUUCAUGUUUUUGACAAGAGGUGCUGUGUUUUUAGCACCUUUGUGGGAACAGUUUUUCAAAGGGCAUGAAGGGUAUUACUCAAUUUAUGUUCAUUCUAAUCCUUCUUAUAAUGGAUCACACCCUGAGAGUCCUGUUUUUCAUGGUAGGAGAAUUCCGAGUAAGGAAGUUGAAUGGGGCGAUGUAAACAUGAUUGAAGCCGAGCGUCGCUUACUAUCGAACGCACUUCUGGAUAUCUCGAACCAACGAUUUGUUCUACUAUCAGAAUCCUGCAUACCGCUCUUCAACUUCACAACCAUCUACUCUUACUUAAUAAACUCUACAGAAAACUAUGUCAUGGCUUAUGACGAUCCUAGUCCGGUCGGUCGCGGCCGUUAUAGCAUCCAGAUGUUACCUGAGGUUUCCAUCAGGCAAUGGAGAAAAGGGUUUCAAUGGUUUGAAAUGGACAGAGAGCUUGCUCUAGGAGUUGUGUCUGACAGAAUAUACUUCCCUGUUUUUCAAGAGUAUUGCAAAGGUUCAUGUUAUGCAGAUGAACAUUACUUGCCAACUUUUGUGAGCAUUAAAUUUUGGGAAAGGAAUUCAAAUAGAAGUUUGACUUGGGUUGAUUGGUCAAGAGGGGGUCCACAUCCAGCUCAUUUUUUGAGAUCUGAUGUUAAUGUUAACUUUUUGGAGAGAUUGAGGAGCAAGAAAUGUAUGUAUAAUAAUGGAAAGAGCACCAAUGCUUGUUUUCUGUUUGCUAGGAAGUUCUUGCCUAGUACUUUGUCAAGGCUUUUGAAGAUUGCACCUGAGGUUAUGCAGUUUGAACACUAUGAUAAGCCCAAAAAACAUAAGCUAUCACUUGAACCAAUUAUUUGA